This is a messenger RNA of Vicia villosa (hairy vetch), 3734 nucleotides long. RefSeq names its product protein ENHANCED DISEASE RESISTANCE 4-like. The record is from RefSeq and is a predicted model, not a curated record. Gene Ontology annotation, biological process: regulation of defense response to fungus. The transcript is spliced from 6 exons. Lineage: Eukaryota; Viridiplantae; Streptophyta; Magnoliopsida; Fabales; Fabaceae. The coding region runs from base 235 to 2955 and encodes 906 amino acids.
CCAAACGACGUCGUUUAACAUUCAGACAGACACCUUUUACUCCUUCUCGUUACGACUUACGACCAAGCUCCGUACAACGUUGGACAAUGUUUUUAUAUUCUCUCUCUCUCUCUCUCUGAAAUCCAACUCACAAGAUUAAAAAGUUUCGAUUUUUCGGCAUAUAGUAACUCUGAAAUACAGUAGAGUAUAAAGGGUUUCAAUUUCACAAAGUUCUAAGAUACCCCAGAACGAACAAUGGAGGAUUCAGCUAAGCUGCGGUUGGUGAGGUGUCCCAAAUGUCAAAAUGUUCUUCAUGAGCAACCUAGUUAUUCUGUUUAUCAAUGUGGUGGUUGUGGAACUGUUCUUAGAGGAAAGGUUAAUAAUGGUAGUGGAAAUGGUGGUUUGUGGGAGGGUUUAGAUGAGGGACAAGGUGGAGGAGUUUUCGGUAAAUCGGGAAAUUCGUUCAGGAAAGAUGUAGGUUUUUUGAGUGAUGGUUCAGAUGUUGAUGUUAAGUCUAAUGGUGGUUUCUCGAGGGAGGAUCGAAGAGAUUCUGAGAGAUCGAAUAAGGAACGUGAGAGGAUUGUGAAUCGUUCGGUUGAUGGUAGUGAGAAAGGGGUUUUGGAGAGAGGAUUUGAUGUCAAUGAAGGGGGUAAAGCAAUAAGAAGGGAACAACAGGAAUCGGAUUUUCAAGUUGGAGGGUCUAGUUUUCCGAGAAGAAUGUCGAAUUGGCCGAAUGAGGAGAGAGUUGAGAUGGAAGGGUUUCGGAGAAACCAAUUGGCUGAUAUGGAAAGUGUGAGGUUUUCCACUUUGAAUUAUCCUGACGAGGGAACUUCGAGAUUUUCUUAUAAUCAGGGUGAACAAUGGAGUAAUUAUGAAGAAAUGGACGGUAUGAGUAGGGUUCGGCACCUCGAGCAAGAUCGAGCCGAGCUUCUAAGGAAGCUUGAUGAGUUAUCGAAGCAGCUGAGUAAUUCUUCUGAAAUGGUUAAUAACCCUAAAGAAAAAGGUCGUCCUGAUGACUUAAGGACGGUUCCUCCGGAUCCUCGCAGCGGCUCUGAUAUUCGAUUUCCAGAUGGUCCUUCAGGGUUGAAUCGGGCAACCCCGAGGCAAUUCUUUGACCCUAGUAAACAUGUGGCGGUUCCUCCUUAUUACAAUCAUCAUCAUGGUCCAUAUGGUUAUACAACUGGUCGUGAAAUGGCCAUGCACAACUUCCAUCCUUCGAUGCAUAACCCGGGCUAUAUUCCCAGAUAUGGAGAUCCUUUCGGAUCGCAAAUGACACGAGGUCCACAUCCGUUAUCCCGCCAAUUUCCUCAACAACCGAUGCAUCCCUACUUUCCUGGACGCUAUGCUGAUACCGGGCCAGAUUCAUAUGAACAAUAUGCACAUAAUCCUAUUCCCCAUCCGCCUUCUUGCUCUUGUUUUCAUUGCUACAACAACAAAAGAAGAGGUUCAAUGCCAGCACCACCCGCUACGUUCCUUAACAACAGAUUCCCUCUUGCAUCAAAUGAUUCUAUGUUAUACCGUAACGAGAUUCCAGGUGCAGUUACGCAACAUGCUCAUAAUAAUUCUAGAACUGCUAUACCUGAUGCAAGUUCUCAUGAGAAGCUAGUAAAUACAAGAUUGGUUAGUGACUUCGAUUCGGAGAGGGGAGGAUUUGCCGCAAGCCGUUCUCAAAAUGUAAUGCCAGCUAAUAGUAGUCAGCGGUGCCGUCCGAUAGCUGGUGGUUCUCCUUUCAUCACAUGCCAUAACUGUUUUGAACUACUGCAACUUCCUAAAAAAGUACUCGUUAAGGUGAAAAGUCGUAAGCAGAAAAUGCGUUGCGGAGCUUGUUCUUCAGAAAUGAAUAUUUCUAUCAUCAACAAGAAGCUAGUUACUUCUCAUGUGGAAAUGGAGGAAAACACCACAAGGAUUGAGGAUACCUCUAUCGAGGUUGUGAAUAGUCGUGUGUCAUAUUCUCAUGGUCAUGUGAACACAAACGGUGUUAACUUCUCGUCGGACGAUUAUUCUGGUUAUGAUUUUCAGUCACUGGAUAGAGGAUCGCCUGCCAUGGCUUCUGACCCAAGCUUAAACUCUAGAAAGCUGCAGGAGAUGCAAAGUUUCCAUUCUUCGUCUCCGAGCAUCUCAGAAGAUGAAAAUAUUUCAGAAGUUAUGGCUGCACCAAAUGAAGCCACCAAGUCCAUUCAGCCAACUAAAGCCUCUGCGUCUCCUCCUCCCGCCGGCUCACCACUUCAAGAGUAUCUUGAUCAUUCUAGUAACAACCAUGCAGUGAAUCGGUUCGGUAAAGGCAACCAAAGUGGUCGCUCAGAACAAGAGAAAGUGGUGAAACUAGAAAAGAAUUCAUCGAGGCAGAAUUCUGUGAAAGACGUAGUGCUUGCAUCUGAGAUGGAUGUCAUCGAUUAUUCCAACUCCGGGAUCUCACAGGAUACUAGCCAAGAACACGACCGUGCUAGAUCUAACAAAGGAGGUGAUUCGUUUUUCGCAAACAUUUUCAAGAAAGGCUCCAGAGGUUCCUCCCUCACUGACAAAAGUGAUGAAAGUGAAAAAUGUGUUGUUACCGUUAAUGGACAACCCUUAUCAGAUCGUGUGGUGAAGAAGGCGGAAAAGAUAGCCGGACCAAUCCAGCCAGGAAAUUACUGGUAUGACUCUCGGGCUGGAUUUUGGGGUGUCAUCGGCGGACCAUGUCUUGGAAUAAUUCCGCCAUUCAUUGAAGAGUUCAACUAUCCUAUUCCUGAUAAAUGUGCCGGUGGAAACACCGAUGUUUAUGUAAACGGGAGAGAACUUCACCAAAAAGACUUAGAUUUGCUCUCUCGUAGAGGACUUCCAAACGAAAACGAUAGAUCAUAUAUCGUUGAAAUUUCCGGGAGAGUAUUGGAUGUAGACACAGGUGAAGAGCUAGACGGCCUCGGUAAACUUGCACCAACGGUGGAGAAAGCAAAGCAUGGAUUUGGCAUGAAAGUACCAAGAUCAGCAGCUGCAUAAUCAAAGUGUAGAAAUUGAAAAAAAAAACUGUGUAAAGGUUUGAGAAAUUCAGAUUUGGAAAAAUUAAUUUGUAUUGGUUGAAGAAGAAAAUUUUGAAUUGUUUUCAAAUCACUUGAAAUUUCUUCUGUUUGUUGCAUGGAAAAAUCAAAAUGAAUGGCAGUUAGAUUAUUUGUAAUUUUUUCAUUCUUAUUUGGUGGAAAAAAAAUAUAAAUUAUUUGAGGAAAAAACAAUGUUUAUUUAUCUAUUUUCUUGUAACAAUGUUGCAUUUUAAUGUUAUAUAUAGUUCAAUCAUAGGAUUAGCAUUCUAGUAUUGUAGCAUCUAUAGUUUUAAUAAACAUGGCUAUAAAUUUUGUGUGGAUUUUAUUUCUUUCCAUUUAACCAACAAUCCAAAACCAUGUUGCUAGAUAGAACUUAAUGUGUGGAUUUUAUUUAUUUUCUUUUGGUGGUGCUUGUGGUCAUUUGAGCUAUUGAGAGACACUUGGUAGCUGGAUCAAUAGUAAUGGGCCAUGAGUUUGAGUGGUGGUGGAGAGUGCAAUUUUAUAAGAGAACUAUUUUGCUUCGCCAAUGAUUAGGGUAUAAUGAGUUGCUUUUGGUUUGAUUUUUGAGAAAAAUAAAUUCGAAAUAAUAAAAAUAUAGUUGGUUUAUUUUGCUUUUUGAAAAGUCUAGAGUUACAUAUUUGAACUUAAUAGUUCAAUUAGGCCAAUGAGAGAAAAUGGGGUUUCUUUUUCCACCCUAUAUGAUUAUCACUCAUCCCUGUGAAACUUCAAAAUACACUUUGU